AUCUACUCUUUGAUUCCAGUAUGGUGAACGCCGGCUAUCGGCACUUAAGAUGUGACCUCAAAUUGAAAGGAAGGUUUUUGUGAACAAAUCAAUAUGGCACUCAAACUUGGAAAAUGCAGACUUUGUCUCAAGCUCGGAGAUUUCUAUUCCAUCUUUACGGUGGACAACAAUUUGCAGCUCGCCGAAAUGGUGAUGGAAUGCGCGCGGGUUAAAAUAUUUGAAGGAGAUGGCCUUCCAGAUAAGAUAUGCAGUGAAUGCAUUCAAAAACUCAGUAGUGCUCACAUAUUUAAACAACAAUGCGAGCGGUCUGAUCAAGAGCUAAGACGAAAUUAUGUUCCUCCACCAGGCUUCAGUUCACCGACACCACCCAACAGACAGAGCAGCGAUUCAGUAUUGUCAUCGCAAACUGAAGUCUCUAAACCCUCAUCGACAUUCGAAAGCAAGGUGACACCAGUCAGUAGAUCACGGAAGCGAAGCAGAGACAGCCUUGACAAUACAUCUACGAGUAGCCGCUCUCGUGAUUACCAACCGGGAAGUUCGAAGCGGGUUGACCAACUUCGAAUGUCUCAGAAGAAACCCAAGCUUUCUAUAAAUUCGGAUUCAGAUUUCGAUGACAAUAGCCCUUCUUUUUAUUCCCCUGAAACAGACUCCGAUGAACCUUUGCAGCAUAAGUGUAAACAAUGCGACAAAGCGUUCCGCUCGAUUAAAAGUCUAUCAGCUCAUUCUAAAUGUCACAAACGAAAAAGUGUGCUAAAUAAAUUACAAAUAGACACGAAAAAUUCUCUUGAAUCGCCAAAAGAAAUUAAAGAUGCUGUAGAUGAUGACAGCAAACUUUCAUGCGAUAAAUGUGGAAAAGAUUUUAAAUUAAAAAUAAUGUUAAAACGCCAUCAUGAUAUCUGCGGGAAAUCGCCUCGAAAAGAGUUAAUGGUUUCUUUAGAGCCAAUAGACUCUGUGCCACAAACUAGGAAGGUCGACUGUGAUAUGUGCACGUCGAAAUUUAAAACGAUUGAGGACCUAGAAGCGCAUAAAGUAAUGCACGCGGCACUUCUUAAAGGGACUAUCAAUGAAACUAAAGAAGUAGUUGUCCCUUGUUUAUAUUGUGGCCUUUCUUUUGACGAUUAUAAUCUUCAUAACGCUCACUUCAAUACAUGUCCUCAGAAGUCCGACCUUAGUACAUUCCAGUGUCCUAUUUGUAUGAGAGCAAUAACAAAAAAGGGAUGUUAUUUCUUACACCUUAGAACGCAUUUUUUUCCGGUAUCGUCAACGAAAUCCAUAGCUGAAGUAGCUACUAAACAAGAAAUCUUUCAAUGCCGUAUGUGUAAUAUGAAACUACAAAAUCAAGAGUCAUUGAUUACCCAUCUGGCUGGGCACAUGUCUAAUAUCGACGACGCUGAUGAAGGAGGCGACGAAGAAUCAAGGGCAAGUACAAUAGAUGACUCAGCAUCAGCUCAUUCAGAAUACAGUGCAAGCAUCUCAAGUGGACCUUUAAAGUGCAAAUCUUGUGAUAAAUCAUUUAAAUAUAAGAAAGCUCUAUUAACGCACGAGCUAAAACAUUCUCAAGGUGAUAUAAAAACUGAAGUUAUAGAAAAGGAUAAUUCUUCAAGUUUGUUAAAUGAAACUACUGCUUCAUUAAACCAAUAUGAAUCGGAAUCUAGUCAAGAUGAGGGCGAAGAGGAUAAUACAUGUGAUAUUUGUGAAAAGCAGUUCUCAUACAAGAGACUACUCCUGCAACACAAAAGAACCAAACACCCAAUGACUGCAGGAUACAAGCGAGCUAAGAUCAAUUUAAAGGAUUGCUCCGUCCGGUGUUUGAUAUGUGAUAUUGAAAUGAAAGUCAGUGCGAUUAAUGAGCACAAUCAGACACAUAUAUCGGUCAAUAUAAAGCCCAGAAAUUUGUACACGUGUAUGGAGUGUGAAGAGCAAUUCAAGAGCUGCAGUGCGCUGGCGAAUCACAUUAAAUUCGUGCACCGUCUCAAACAACAGCAAGUGAAAAUGAAUGUGGCGCCAGCAGAUCUGGCGGAUUUUUGUGAAGUCGUUGUGACGAAGGCGGAACCCCUGGACGAGCUCCAGAGUCACAACGGCUUUGGUGAGGUUCCCGUCAACAAUGAAUCACUGGUAAACAUGAGUGGCUUUACUUGUCCCAUUUGUAACAAGCAAUUACCGACCUUGAUAUCUCUCAAACGACACGUUAAUUGGCAUAACCACGUCGGGAAAAGCUUGGAGAAACAGCUCGAGUGUUUCGUUUGUAAAGAGACUUUCCGGUUUCAGUGUCAUUAUAAGUUACACAUGCGUGAACACUAUAAUGACACGAAUCUCGAUCCAAAACUGUUGACCUGCUCCAUCUGCAAUCGUAAAAGUAAACAUCUCCGCGCAGCUCAGGCGCAUAUGAACUUUCAUAAACAGACGCGUUUUAAAAAUAAAGAUUACGAAUGUUCUAUUUGCAAAAGGAUUUUCCAACAUCGUAAAGUUUACCUCUCACAUAUGGCUAUACAUUAUAAGCGCGGUGAAAGUACUACUAACACUAUUGUGGGUUCUGAGCUACCUAACUCAGUGGAUAAAAACAAAUUUGACGGUACCCAUACCUGUCAUCUAUGUGGCAAUGUUUGUGAUUCGGAAAACUCUCUGAAACACCAUAUAAUUUGGCACAAGUCCAAGACAUCUUUAUUUGGAGCUAGACACGAAUGCCACAUUUGCAACUUGCGGUUUACAAAUAAAAAGCGCCUUGAGCUUCACAUAAGAACACAUUUUGAGGAUGAUAACGGACCUUUUAAAUGUCAUAUUUGUGGGAAGGGUUACAUCGAUGAGGAUUAUUUUAAGAGACAUGUAAAAGGCCAUAACUUUGAUCAUCAAUCACAUAAAAAACGAAUAGAGAAGCUUAGGAAAAAUAAGGUGAAGUGUCCGAUUUGUGCUCGUUACUAUCCAGACUUGGUGAAACUUAUUCGCCACUUGCGACGGACACAUCCAGAGAGUAAGAUGAUUAAGGAGGACCCGGAUGCGCCACCACCGAACUAUUAUUCAUGUAAAUUAUGUGCUAAAGUGUUCUUAGACGAGAGGAGAUUGCAGUUCCACGAAGAAGCCCAUUUACGAAAACCAGAAUUUUUCAAAUGUAAGUUCUGUGGUAAAAAGACAAUAUCACUGAAGAAUCACAGGGUCCACAUCAAAGGUCAUCUCACACAGAAAUAUAUCGAUAAUCCACUAAAAUGCCCACACUGUGAAGAAAAGUUUAUGCGAGGUUAUGAUCUACAUUAUCAUUUACGUGACGCUCAUGAUAUCAAUGAGACUUGGAUAGAAGAACGGGGGAAACAGACUUUAGACGGUCCACUGAAAGACUUACAAUGUUCUAUAUGUUACAAAGUCUUAGCCAGUAAAGGAAACUUUGAAAGGCACAUAGAUUACCAUAACUCUCUUAGAUGUAAUUACUGUUUUGAUUACUUUAGUUCUCUUCGAUUCUUGGAGGGACAUCUUGCCUUCAGUUGUGACAAGAAAAAACUUAUUGGUGAAACUGAAAUUUAUCCGAAAAAGGUAAAGUGUCAUAUUUGUUACAAACCUUUCCACUUGCAAGUGAAGUUGGAUUGCCACUUACGCACUCAACAUGACAUAAGAACGUUUAAAAAAGCUUCCGAGGGGAAACAGGAAAUUGUUUGUGACUAUUGUUUUAAAGUAUUUGAAAAUGAAUAUGCUCUCAAUACUCACAAGAUUUAUCACCGUACUGUCGGCUACUACGGCUGUAUAUAUUGUAACAGAAAGUUUAACAACAUGACAAGUUAUAGAAAACAUAAAAAUCACCAUUUUUCACAAAUGAAUAUUGACGAACCAACAAAAUGUGAACAUUGUGAUGAAACAUUCGUAGCAUUCAGAGAAAUGAUAUACCAUAUGAGGGACGUUCAUGGUGACGAUAAAGAAUGGAUUAUUCAGCCGAAAGUAUCCAUAGAAGAAAAAUGUAAUAUUUGUCAGAAGACAUUCUUCAAUUUACACAGACAUUUAGAUUACCAUGAAGAAAAUAAAUGCAAAAAAUGCGGAGAGUACUUCUUCUCUCGAGCAGACUUCGAUAACCACCUCUGUGCCAUCGACAGCGAUGAGGAAGUCACUGAAAAUAAUACUAAUGGGACUCGGCCUGUGUAUGAAGAAUGUAGCUUCUGUUUCAAACCAGUGACCAGAAAGAAUUCGAAACGUUCACACAAUCAAAUUCAUAAAGGUUCUGGUUCUAUAUCAUGUCGUUUCUGUACUCUUAAAUUUAAAACUAUGGACGCUUUCAACAUUCACGCGUUUUCACAUCGAAGUAGAAAAUACAAGAAGAAACCGAUAAAGUGUCGUAAGUGUGGCGAACAGUUCGUGAAGUACGGUCCAUUUAUAAAACACAUGAGGUUCGUUCACAAGUGUUCCAAGAAGCUUCACUACAGAGCCACGGUGAAGCCAGAAAAGUGCGUCGUCUGUAACGAAGAUUUUCCAAAUCUACACAAUCAUUAUCGCGCUCAUCUGCAAAAUCAAUGUCAGGAAUGUCUCAAAUAUUUUACGUCCUCCAAAGCAUUUUCGUUGCACGAUUGCAAUAAAGAGGAUGCAGAUCCAUCUAAAGUGUUCACAAGUGACGCCAAUUUACCAGCACUUAUUAAUUCCUACGUUCCGAAAGAUGAAAAAGACGAUGAGAAGUAUUACGGUCACGACGACGAAGGGGAAGAAGAGGACGAGAGUGCCAACUUGGAGACAGGGACGCAGGACGAAGACAGCCAAGCUUCCAUUGAUAUUGAUGAAGGAAAAGUCCAUAACAUGGUGCACGCGCCCAUCAUCUCCGACGUGCUAUCGCUCUACAAGAAGAAGGACGUUAAUACGAAUUGCGAGACUGGCAACGAUGAACAAAAUAGUGUCAGCGGCAGCGUUGUGAUCCUAACUGAUGAUGAUUCUAUAGGUUUCGAGGGUAAUGUACCUGUUAUAACGAUAGAUGAUUAGCUAUAAUUUGAUAAAAUUCGUUUACAUCUGCAUAGUUCGUACUUUAAGCUGGAAAUUUAUAGGCAGUAAUCUGUUACUUACCGAUGUUAUUUUUAUUUGAUGAUAUAUUAGAAAUAUUUCUACUUGUACUACUUGAUACUAUUACUAUUAAUAUAAAUUUUGGACAAUUUAGAUGACAUCCUCCCUUGAUUCAUAAUUAUUUGUCACUUGUAAAUAUAUUUUAAUGUUGUUUUUUUACCUACAUGGUUUAUUAGAUUGCAUUUAUUUAGAGUAAGACAUUUUGUAAUAAUUAUACAUUCUUAAAAAUA
Melitaea cinxia (Glanville fritillary) is the source of this 5252-nucleotide messenger RNA. Its product is annotated as zinc finger protein 91-like. Gene Ontology annotation, cellular component: nucleus. Bases 94 to 4944 code for a protein of 1616 amino acids. The record is from RefSeq and is a predicted model, not a curated record. NCBI's taxonomy places the organism in Eukaryota, Metazoa, Arthropoda, Insecta, Lepidoptera, Nymphalidae. The transcript is spliced from 6 exons. Gene Ontology annotation, molecular function: zinc ion binding.